This is a messenger RNA of Uloborus diversus, 1557 nucleotides long. RefSeq names its product adhesive plaque matrix protein-like. The record is from RefSeq and is a predicted model, not a curated record. The transcript is spliced from 2 exons. Lineage: Eukaryota; Metazoa; Arthropoda; Arachnida; Araneae; Uloboridae. The coding region runs from base 1 to 1557 and encodes 518 amino acids.
AUGGUGUCACCAAAGAAAGCAAGUGGAGUGGAGUUGUUUUGCCCCUGGGGCUCCGGAGGAAUUGAAUCGGAACAGUCUGAAGUAGGAAAUAAUGAUGGAAUACAAAGAGACGAUACUACACUUGAAUCUCGGAGCGAUUAUCCAGACUUUGACGAUCUGAGUGACUUUUUCGACUUUGAAAUCGGACCUUCUCCAGGAUAUAGGCCAUCAGGAUCCUCUGCGAAGAAAAGGUAUCCUCCCAAAGACUACUACUACUACAAAUCGAAAGCACCUGGCAGUUACGGCAGCCACUACUAUCAUCCCUCUGCAAAGAAGCAGGUUGUAACUCCAGGAACCCACUACAAACCUCCGACUGAAAAGCCUCAUAAUGAAGAAGAAAGGAAAAACAUCUCUGAAGGUGACCCCGUGGUCAUCGGAGGAUAUCAGGUGUCUGUAGUAGAUGCCGACAGCCCUGUUCUUUCCAAGUUAGGGCUGUCUCGAGAAGAGCUGGAGAGAUUGUCGGGAUACACGAGACGAAGUACAACAAAUGCCACAAUGGUAGGUUCCGACUCGGUGCCACCUGUUACGUAUGCCGAAACUCCCAGACAGGAUUACAAUCAUCCGGGACCAUCUUCAUAUGACUCCCACAAGCAUUCCAACUAUCCGGAUCCUCCUUACAAUUCGAACGGAUACUACCCGGCUGAAAAUCCCCACAGAUCAUACAAUCCAUCAUCUUCUGCCCAUCCACCACCUCAAGGAUCAUACGACGCCAAAAGCUAUAGAGCUGUCCAACAAUACGGUCAACAAAACUCUGGACCAAAUCAUCACCAUCAUCCAACUCAUUCGCAUCCUUAUGAAGCUCCUUACACUUCCCAAAGGCAAUCAACAGGUUCUUCGUCUUACCAAGGAGGUUCUUCGUCUUACCAAGCAUCACCAGGAUCGUCUUCUUACAAUCCACAUAGGAGUUACAGCAGUGAACCAUGGAAGCAGAUAGCACCGCCAGCACAUACCGAUUGGGACGACAAGAGCAAAAAACAAGAAAACUGGAAUGACAAUGGGCACUAUCCACCUCACCCACCACCUUUGCCUUAUUCCAGCACGUCCUCAAACUCCGGAUCUCACUAUCCUAAAUCUACUUAUAGUUCAUCCUCUUAUGGAUAUGCAGAUAAACCUCGGCCAUAUAGCAAGCCAGACUCAGUGAAGCCACACUAUUCCAGUUCUUCAUCGCCCUCUUCAAGUUCAUCCGAGUACCACAGCCAUAAACCGAGUUAUCGCCCCUCAUCGAGUUAUUCUUCUGGAUCUAAGGCACCGGAAAGGGCGGGGUCUGUCAGCUAUGGUUCUUCUUCUUCCCAUUACCACCACGAGGCACCAUCAAAACCAGGAAUCACCAUUCGUUUCAAGGCAAAAGCUCCUGGACAUGGGCAUGGGGUCAGUGUACCUUUGAGUUUCAAUCCUCUGGAAGUUCUGAAGAAGCUGUCACCGUUGUCAGCGCUCAACCCUCUGAAUAAUAAGAAAGUAACAAUAGGAAUAACGAUAGAAAACAAAAAGGAGCAUGAUUACCACUCGUACAAGAAGUGA